AUGGCGGCGGCGGGAACCGGCCCUGGUCCGGGAGCUAGUGCCGGACCCGGCUCGACAGCAGCCCCAAGUGCAGCUGCUGCGGAAGAGGGAGAGACGAAGUCGGUGGUGGCGGUAGCAGCCGCUCCAACCGGAGAGGGGACGUCUGCUGCUCCAGCAGCAGAGCCCAAUUCCGUAGAAGCCGAAAGCGGGGAUGCAAAUUUAGUUGAUGUAAGCGGUGGUUUGGAGACAGAAUCCUCAAAUGGAAAAGAUACACUAGAAGGUGCUGGGGAUACUUCAGAAGUAAUGGAUACCCAGGUAGGGUCUGUGGAUGAAGAGAAUGGCCGACAGUUGGGAGAGGUGGAGCUGCAGUGUGGAAUAUGUACAAAGUGGUUCACAGCAGACACUUUUGGCAUAGAUACCUCAUCCUGUCUACCUUUCAUGACCAACUACAGCUUCCAUUGUAAUGUGUGCCAUCAUAGUGGAAAUACCUAUUUCCUCCGGAAGCAAGCAAACUUGAAGGAAAUGUGCCUUAGUGCUUUGGCCAACCUAACGUGGCAAUCCCGAACCCAGGAUGAACAUCCAAAAACCAUGUUCUCCAAAGAUAAGGAUAUUAUACCAUUUAUUGAUAAAUACUGGGAGUGCAUGACAACUAGACAGAGACCUGGGAAAAUGACGUGGCCAAAUAACAUUGUUAAAACAAUGAGUAAAGAAAGAGAUGUAUUCUUGGUAAAGGAACACCCUGAUCCUGGGAGUAAAGAUCCAGAAGAAGAUUACCCCAAAUUUGGACUUUUGGAUCAGGAUCUUAGUACCAUUGGUCCUGCUUAUGACAACCAAAAACAAAGCAGUGCUCUGUCUACCAGUGGGACUCUGAAUGGAGGAAUUACAGCAGGAAGCAGUGGAAAGGGAAGAGGAGCUAAGCGCAAACAGCAGGACGGAGGGACCACGGGGACUACCAAGAAGACCCGGAGUGACCCUUUGUUUUCUGCUCAGCGUCUUCCUCCUCAUGGCUACCCUUUGGAACAUCCAUUUAACAAAGAUGGAUAUCGAUAUAUUCUAGCUGAGCCUGAUCCCCAUGCCCCUGACCCUGAGAAGCUUGAACUUGACUGUUGGGCAGGAAAACCUAUUCCUGGAGACCUCUACCGAGCCUGCUUAUAUGAACGGGUUUUGUUAGCCCUGCAUGAUAGAGCUCCCCAGCUGAAGAUAUCUGAUGACCGACUGACUGUGAUUGGAGAAAAAGGAUACUCUAUGGUGCGGGCCUCUCAUGGGGUACGGAAGGGUUCCUGGUACUUUGAAAUCACUGUGGAUGAGAUGCCCCCAGACACUGCUGCUAGACUGGGUUGGUCCCAGCCCUUAGGUAACCUUCAAGCUCCCUUAGGUUAUGAUAAAUUUAGCUAUUCUUGGCGAAGCAAAAAGGGAACCAAAUUCCACCAGUCCAUUGGCAAACACUACUCUUCUGGCUAUGGACAGGGAGACGUCUUGGGAUUUUACAUUAAUCUUCCUGAAGACACAGAGACAGCCAAGUCACUGCCUGAUACUUAUAAAGAUAAGGCUCUAAUAAAAUUCAAAAGUUACUUGUACUUUGAAGAAAAAGACUUUGUGGAUAAAGCAGAGAAGAGCCUAAAGCAGACUCCCCAUAGUGAGAUAAUAUUUUAUAAAAAUGGUGUCAAUCAAGGUGUGGCCUACAAAGAUAUUUUUGAAGGCGUUUACUUUCCAGCUAUCUCACUGUACAAGAGCUGCACGGUUUCCAUUAACUUUGGACCAUGCUUCAAGUAUCCUCCAAAGGAUCUUGCUUAUCGCCCUAUGAGUGACAUGGGCUGGGGCGCUGUGGUAGAACACACUCUGGCUGACGUCCUCUAUCAUGUGGAAACUGAAGUGGAUGGGAGGCGGAGUCCCCCAUGGGAACCCUGA
Molecule: messenger RNA, 1887 nt
Organism: Chrysochloris asiatica (Cape golden mole)
Lineage: Eukaryota; Metazoa; Chordata; Mammalia; Afrosoricida; Chrysochloridae
Gene: ASH2L
Product: ash2 (absent, small, or homeotic)-like (Drosophila)
Exons: 16
Coding region: 1-1887 (628 amino acids)
Cellular component (GO): Set1C/COMPASS complex
Molecular function (GO): transcription cis-regulatory region binding; protein binding
Source: RefSeq, a predicted model, not a curated record